GUGGUUCUUGUUGGAAAACGUGAAGGGACCCCUUGCGGAAACACUCUUGUUUUCACUUUAGAAACUUGCAUUACCAACAUUGUACCAGUAGUAAGUAGCCUUAAAAACUUGCAUUACCAACAUUGUUCCAGUGGUAAGUAGCCUUAGAAACUUGCAUACCAACCUUGUAGCAGUGGUAAGUAGCCUUAGUAAUGAAAUGCUAACCAUUUGUGUCAUCUGCUGCCCACAAGUCGACUUAAUGGACACCUUUAAGGGAUACCUCUAACACCUAGAGUUGGUCCUUGUUGUACUGCAUCUUUAGAUUGAAGAUAAUCAAUAGUUGCAGGCCGGGACAAGCGAAGCCCGCAGACUAUUCUUGGCCAGCGGCGAUUUAUAAACUGUUCACGUUCUUGGAAUGCCCAUGUUUAAAUUUUCGCCUGCACUUCCUUAAGUUUAGUUGCUACUAGUUUAAAAGUUUUUAUCUUUUUAGGGGAUCAUACAUAUGUCUCGUAAGUAUUAAAGAAACGGAUGAGACACCUGUAUAAACAUUGGUUAGAAAAAUUUACUAAUUUAGGCGGGUUUUUUAGGCAACCAUCAAGACUGAAUCGCCUUGUUAUGAACUUCAGAAAGUGAGUUUUGAUGUUAGCAAUCCGUUUCCGCUGACUGGCGAGUUCCGCAUCGUGUUGGUGGAAGCUCGAAAUGCGUUUCCAGGCCCCUCGCCGCCAAAGGCGAACACUUCAAGGUCAAACAAGAAUCUCAAGGCGGUGGAAUCAAGAACAGAUCACGGGUAACUAAUGAUACUGCUAGCAGAAUAGUAAUAACACUAAUACUACUUGAUUAUCCUCUCCUCUCAUGGGGCUUUUCAGGGAUAAUGAUCCAAUAAUUCAAAUGAACAUAAUAUUGGCUAAGAAUCCCAACUGGUAGGAGGUGAACCCGCUGGCCAUUUAAAAGCGUGGCUGAGGAUUUGAACUCGGGACUACCGAGAACAAGUCCAGCUAGCGGUCAGGGCGAGACUUGAACUUAGGGCCUUCGGAUUACAAGUCCGGCGCUCUAACCGCUCGGUCACGCUGCCUUCACAGAAUAACUGACUUCUCUGUAGGUUGCAUAGUUUUCAAAAAUUAACUGUAGACUGUAAGCCAAUGAGAAGACAGAUAGUGCGUACAAUGUGUGAUUGUUGUUCUUAGUUGUUGGUGGUGCCAUUAUCGUGAAGCACCGGGUGGUAUUGCGAUUCCUUGGAUGGGAUAUCAGUGCACUGAAGGGUUACCCCCAGUAUUAUGUCGCCGGUUGCAAUUUAUAAGAAAAAAAACACACACAACCACAAGAGAGAAGCAGUGAGAGAAAUACAACACUGAACUGGAUGUACCUACCAAAUUCACCUUGCCUGCAAAGCCUUACUCGACAAGACUUUUCAUUAAUCAAGGAAGAUCCUUGUUUAGCAUGCGCUGUUUGUUGCUAGGAUUUAGUCUCGAGCUCAGGCCUUAAAGCCGUGACCUUGAUUCAGCAGGCUCAGUUAUGAACGUCCGUUUAUCAAUACAUUAAUCGGCUCGCACUCGAAAAACCAGUUUCACAAGAGAAAAAAAGAUUGACUAGUCGAGAGGUUCGCGCUGCAGUGCGGCGACAGCAACGACUCGACGCGCUUCAGGCAGAGCGUUCUUUUUUCCUUCUUGAGUAUCAAGAAGAGUGCAAAGGAUGGCAAGCCCUAACCCCCUUUCCGCCUUGUGCACUGACACUCCAAUACCUCCAAACUACACUUUCCUUGAGUUUUUACUCCUCUCUUAAAUCUUGUUUGUCGGUAGGUAAUUGAAGAGAUCUCCCAGACGAGAGUUUCCCCCAAAGCUAGAAAAACAAAGGACAGAGUCAGAUGAAGGUCGGUUGACAACGAAUUUCGGUCAUAUUUUGUGGUGUUGAGUUUGGAAUAAUCUGAUAAUGAGUCUUGACUAUUUUACCUGCACUUUAAAGUGCGCGGAUUUAUUAAGGAGCUUAAUAAGCAACGUCGACGGCAAUGGCGGCGAAUACUUCGCCCAAAAAGUAAAUUUGCGCUAUUUCAAGUUCCAACUGUUUUAAUUUGUCAAAUGUUGACGUUAGUUUUCUUUUCAGGAAUUGAAUUCUAAAGGAACGUAUAUAAGUUCACGAAAAGAAAAAGGAAAUCGUUUUGUUGUGCUCACGUCCUCCAUAAAACGUGAAAUUAGGAAGUUACACGUCGUAGUCGUGCAACUACGGCAAAGAAGUCUUUAGUAUACGCCGCCGUCGUUGUUGCCUAAGCUCCCUAUUGUCUCCUCUCAAUACCUGUGUUUAACGCAUUGGCCUAAGGCUGACGUUCCUUUAUCAGAGACCAGUAUUUCUUUGAGUUUUCUCUCAUUAUUUUGCAGUUUGAUUUGGUUUUUUGGGGUCAUUUUGACUCUAGUACUGUCAUUUCCCCUUAUUUUUUGCGUACACCCUGGAUUAACCGUCCGUAAUAGCGAGUGCCUGUAACUAGAUGAUAAAAACGUACAAAACAAAUCCUGCUGCUGCCAAAAUGCCACUCCUUGUCAGUGAAAACGAGAUUUAGGACAAUACAAUUGUGCUUUUGGGCCGUACGUCCAUAAUAAUGGGAAUUAGUUUCUGUCAAACGUCAGUAACGUUUGGCGGGAAUUGCAGCCGCUGUCGGUAUUAGCGGGGUGUCCUUCCCUCAAAAGCAAGGUGUCCACCAUACGAGAGUUGAUUGUAUCAUAAAAUAAAAGUUGUUUUAUCGUUUAGCUCCUCCAGCUCCUCUGCUGAGCGCCUUCUGGUCUCCUUCCAAGACUAUUCAUCUUGAAGCCAACAGCACUGGAACAGUAGAAAUCCACUUCCUGCCUUUUGACAUCGGCCACAGACAAUGUUCAAUUCUUUUCAUUAAUGAUCAAAUUGGCGAGUUUCUUUACUGCAUCGAAGCAAACGCCACUCUCCCUCUCCCCUCCCCCAUGCCAGUAGCAGAUUCCCCCCACAGUGUACGAAUCAGUAGUGCGGCGGCUGCCCGGACUGGCCGGGGGUUGUUUGGUGGGGAUGAGAGGGUGGUGUACUGGAAGUGUGAGCAUGAUGAGUCCUUCACAGAAGACCUGUAUAUUCCAGUGGUUAAUGAAGCAAGAGAAAAUGCUCUGGGUAAGGUGGUUAUAACUUAAAGUAUGUAUUUUCUUUGAUAAACCAAAAUUCAAAAUGUAACUCUUUGUGUUCGUUGGUAUCAUAGUAUAAUAUCGUUUGAUAAAAUGUUCUGUGAUGUUCUGGCCGAUUAAGACCCUCCAGGCUGAAAUUUGGCCAGUUGAGCACCGUAUAUGUGAGAGCCACCCACAGUUCUACGAGGCUGAAGAAUCAUUUAAGCCGGGCUUUCGCCGAAAAUCAGGGGUUAUUUUACGGUUUUUCAUGGCGGGAGGUAAAAACAGGAUCUUCAACUCAAUCCAGUUUUACUAAGAAAAACUAGAUUAUAUUAAAACGUGAAGAGACAAAAACAAAAACGACAUCCUGAGGAGCCCUUGUUUGGCUGGCAGGAAAUGUUUUUGAGCUAUUUUGAAAAAAUAGCUCAUAUGUCAGUGGUGUGAGCGUAUGUAUCUUUGUGGCUUUGUAUCUUUGUGGCUUUGUAUGUUGGGAUGUUUGUUGCAAGAGCCAAUAAGGUUGAAGGUACUAUGAGUUGAUGCUUAGGAACCAAUGAGAUCUUGGCAUCUAUUUAAACAUGGCAUUGGUAAAGGUCGAACAAGGGCACUUUGAGACCGCCAUCUUGAUCCUUCACAAUUUUUUCUUCUUUUAUUACGGGUACAGGUGUUUGGAAGCAUUACAUAAAAUAUCUUCAUGAUUCAAACGCUGAGAACAGUGAUGCAGCUGUUUAAGGGUUCAUAUUUAAGUUUGGAUGCUGCUUCGAGGCAUUUCUGACCUAAUUCGGCUAUCGGUACAACGCACGUCAGUAUGAGUUCUGUUUCACCUGCUACAACUGGGAAGAGUAUAAAAGAUCAUAUAUUUUCAAAUCUCUUCCAAUGAAGCAAUAAUUAAUAUUUAGAUAUAGACUUUAAUUCGAAAGUAUGCGCCCUAUAAAAUGUGGUUUUAGAAGUUUAAAAGGCAGCUUAUUUUUUUGAAAGCUGUAUCGAGUAUUGCUAAUCCUGUAGACAAGCUUUAAAAAUAUUAUUCUCUCGCUUACAAAGUUCAACCGACCUUUUUCGUUCUAUUUAGUAAAGAUGCAUAACUUAAGUAGAAACAGUAGCGUUAGGGAAUAAAAUUGGAAGAAGCUAGUUGACACAAUAAUUAGAUACUGUUAUAUUGAGUGGAGUAACAUGAUGUAAGUAGAAAUAUAUUUCGGCAGUUUGAUAAUUUUAUUGGAAGUUAAUAAAUGUUAGGCUAUCAACCUUGACGUUGCAUGAAACAUAAUUUAAUUGCAGAUGUUGUAAUAAAGCCGAGGUGAUUUCUUAAAAUCGUUUGAGAAAAUUUUGUAGUAAACAAUUUGCCUCUUUUUUACGAACGAAUUGUGAAAGGGCCAAAGACCAACAUCUUCAAAUGCAAAUUGUGUGCAUGAGUUAUUUUUAUAAUUCUGUUUACUAGAUUACUGUGUGAUAACUCGAAUUCCCUCACGUACGAACGACGAAAGGGGGCAAAGUCCAACACUUUCACGUGCCAGCUGUGUGACUGUACAUCUCAUGCAGAAUGGCUUUUCACAAUGAUAAAUAGUAACUUGGACGUAUGAAGACCUGUUUCCUUUUGUAACCAAUGCCUCAAAAAAGGCUCUUGUCUUUUGAGAAGCAGUGGCUUUUAAAACGUGAAGAAAUAAGUUGUCGGAGUUAAAGACUGUUUCACUGAGUAGAAUCGCACGUGUAAACCUCGUCAAUUAUGAUGAUGCAACCAUCUACCACAAUGAUAAAAAUCCUGGUAUUUCGUAACUAUUCAGUAUUCGAUGAGUCACAUUUUGGCUUACGAAACUCCGAGGAAACCUUAGAGUUUUCCUUCUAAUCAACGUUUGGUGAGUAGAAAUUUAUUUCACUUUAACGAUUUGUUUAACUUGCACCAGAUGUAACAGGGAAAGACAGAGGAAAGUGAAUAAAAAGCUUGAGGAUCGACUCAGCUGAGCGUUUCGCGUUUUCAUUUAUGCACCGCAAUACGCAAUUUCGCACAAAAACCCAAUCUACAUUUAGGAUGAAAGAGGUAGAUUCAUCACUCUUGGUAAGGUUACACCGAAGCACUAAAGUUACACUGAAGCAUUCAAAAUAGCUCAUGCACGUUUAACGUGCCUAUGUUUUGUAUUUGGAUGCCAGUUGAAGAAGAAUAUUAAGCAAAUGACCGAAUUAAGUGAAGUUUAACUUAAUCUCCUCCCUCUCUCAUUCAUUUCAAGCUAUCGCCGCUCAACAGCGCAUGUCAGAACGCGAACUUCAGCGACGGAAGCUGACAGGAACGCUGGCCAGUUGCACAGUCACAGCAAGUGUAGCCGCGCUUGGCCUGGGAGGAGACAGAUUCGUACCCGCUGCUGACAGCAGCACGAGAGAGUCCCUCGAGAAGGAGGUCACUGAAUUCUAUACAGAGCUUAGCUCCAAGUUCUUCCAGGCUCCUACUCAGAUCAUUAUUUCAACCAGCGCUAACAGAAAGAACGGUUAGAUUUGUGGUUGAAACUCUUAAUUAAUUAUUCCUUGAAUAAAAUAAGUUAUUAAAUCCAGCCCAAAGAACCCGAGGUAGGUUAUCUCGAGAUUUCUCGAGGUAUUUCCAGUCUUCUACGUUGAAUAGCCUUACAUACUCGGUGACAGAACUGGCUCCUUAAAAGAAGCUAGUAACCUCAAAUUAGAGGUUGGUACUUUCGCCAACAUGCCUAAAUAUCUUGCAAAACAAUAUGCUUUCAGAAAGUUGAUUUGAUUUUCUUUUUAUUAUUGUUUCAGCUGAGUUGACCUCCACAGCUCUCAAGUCGUUGAAGAACUCAAUCCCACUAUCCGUCACUUUCCAGCCCAAAGGACCUGGGCACUACCCGUGUCAAAUUAUUCUUAAGUCUGCGCAUGAUCUGAGAGUGUACCAGGUGGAAUGUACAGUAACUCCCGAGGGAUCAGCUCUUGAACUGGAAUUUGUGUCACCCACGCAUCAGUCAGUUACUCAAGACAUACCUGUGGUAAAUAUCAUUUCUUAUUCAUUCAUCGUAUUUAAAAAGGAAAAGUUGACUCGUUUAACUGUCUCGUCAGUCAGUGCAAAAGUUUUAUAAUUGUACCGUCAAGCCAGUUACCCACUAAGGCAGCGUGCAAAGAAAGUCGUGUCCGAUAGCCCGGGGCUAGUGGAUUUUGCUAUCGGGCUAGUGAAUUCCGUUUUUAACUUGCCCGACGGGCAAGUGAUGUUUUUUGAGGAAUUCGAAUAACAGAAGAACUAUGAAAUCAAUUCUGCUAGUCAAAAAAUUUUGAGGGGCUAGUUGAAAUGACAUCUGGGCUAGUAAAUGCUAGCUUCAGUUUGCCCGAAUGGCAAGCUGUAAAAAUGAUUUUCUUUGCACCCUACCACUAAUACAUAGGUAUCAUAUCACAAAGAUAUCAUAUUCUUUUUUAGAGUUUUUCCUGUUCACCCGAACACGUAUUUAGGCUGAUUUAGCAACAGAACGGGAACGUCAUUUGACGACGGGAAAGCGCGCGGUAAGGACUAAACUCGACUUCCGGUGCCCAAUUUACCGCUGUGCCAUUGGUCAAGCCAGUUGUUUGAUUUGCGCUCGCCGUCGUCAACUGACGUUCCCGUUCUGUUGCUAAAUCAGCCUUUUAUCGCUCUUCUGACCCACGUGCACCGAGCGCCACCAUAUUGGAAAUUGAUUUGGACAUAACUAGGAGCAGAUCUCUUAUGAAUCAAUAUCGAUAUAAUAAAAGUCAUACUGGGCUCCGAGGCUUAAUUUUUGUAAGGAAUGACAACUUGCUGGGCCAUCGUCCAGAAUGACGUGACAUAUCCGGGAACUUUAUGCGCAAUCCUAGCGCCAGACUUCAAAAGAUAAUCAGCGAGCCGAAAUCCAAACAAAUAAAGAGAAAACAGACAAAAACUGGCUCUGACUCUCGCUAAGCGGCAAAGUUGGUCAGGUGAAACAUGUUUGUUGCAGAGAAGCGUAAGAUUAUAUUGUACUCAUUUCUUUUAGGUUAACCAAAGUAAUCAAGAUUGGCAUUUGGCGGCGACCAUAGAGGGGGAGGGUUUUUACGGACCUCCUGUUAUGGUUGCCAAAUCACACCUCUCCACCCACUACCCCCUGAUGUUUAGACCCUCCUACGAGGGUAACGUAGAGGUGAGUGCUUGAUUGCUGAGUAAGAACGGAUCUUUGAGGGUGGGGAGUGUGACGUCUUUGGACUACUUCCUCUCGCCUCUCAGUAUCCCUCACCUCUUGAUAUUAGCGAACUUAAGCAACGAAAACGUUGACGUUCAUGAUGUCAAAAAAGAAAACAAGAGGAAGUUAAUCGUUUCCCUCUUACAGUGGUCUGACUGGAUAAAGUCAUACUACAGGAGUUAAGUAAAGCUGUUGUUGUUGUUGUUUUUUUAAUUUGUUUUGUCAGACAGAGGCGUUCAUUCAAGGGAAAAAAACCUCCGGUUGCUAUUUAUGAAGUCCUGGAUGCCAGCGUUCUCGGGUUAAAGCUCCCUAUUAAUAUUUAAAAACCUCAAUUUGACGAUGUGUAGAAGAUUUAACGACUAUUAUUCAAUCAAGUUUGCUAAGUUUUCCAUAAGAAUAAUACGGGCUCCAUACACACUCCAUAUAUCACUUUUGAUAUUUACUUGAGGGUCCGCAAUUGGGCUUUGCUAAGUUUGAAAGUUUUGAUAUCUAUGCGUUUGUCUCAUCACUCAGGGAAGGCUGGUUCUGACGAACACAGUAGAUGGUACGGAACAGGUCUAUAAACUGUUAGGAACAGGACAGAAACCACUUCCACGUGAUCAUAUCUUGAUAGAGUGUCCCGCAAGAGAAAGGUGACGAUAACAAGCCUUACAAACCUCUAACAGUCUUUGGAGAGGCAUACUGAAACUCUUUAUUUUUAAAAAAAAAGACUUGUGCCUAGAUUGAUUCUUUGUCUUAAGUGUUGCGUCGUUUCAGUUUAUGCUUGUUUGUCUUUGCUAAGAUCUAUCAGUCCGCAAUUUUAUAGCCUGUCAGCAAGCUCUCCAUAUGGCAGGCGAUGCGAACCUUGCGAGAACUGCGGCGCGAAAUGCUUGCAGCUAGCAGUUUUAACUUGCCUUUACCAUAUAAUAAGCUCAACCCUAGUUUUAGCGGUGAUUAGUUCGAUUAUUAUACGUAAAUUUAGCACUCGGGUCUCCAAUAUUUUGUCCUGUUGUUUAACUUGUUGUUUUGUCUAUGGACGAACGAGAGCAUUACAAACACGGAAUAAGUCCAAAAUAACAAGUGAAAUAAUUUGUUCUGUUAACAGUGCCACCUACACCCUGCAAGUACCGAACGUGACAAGAAACAAACUCGUUUUUCAGGUUUGUAUAGAAACUUCUUACCCCAAUAUUGAAGGUCUCGAAGCACUACGGAAUGAAUCAGGAGACACAGAAGCCAGGCUGUAUGUUCUGCCUUAAAGCUCCUAUCUGCCGAGGCGUUGUCAGCUAAAAAGUGUCACAUAAUCCAGAAUUAUAAGAAGUCGACUUGUGUUGUUUCAUGUUCGCUUUCAUUUGAGCUUGACACAUAUAAGUAGUUUUUAUUAUGUCAUAAGACCAAACUAUUACUAGUCCUUUCGGGGGACGGGGUGGGGAUGAUAAUUUUGGAAAAUAGUAACAGGAGUAUGCGAAGUUGUUAUACCUCAGGAAAGCCAAAACCGGACUCCAAACGUCUAUCGGUUCAGGAAAAGGACACGGGGAAAGUCCUUCCACAAAUAAAUUGGUUUUAAAAGCUGAGCGGAUCGAGACAUUUGAAAUUUUUUUUUCUUUAAAAAUGAUAGCCCUAGGGUGGCCUUUCUGUUUUUCGAACUGAAAAAUGUCUGCACCGAUGUCUUCUUUUUUUCGAAGUAUUAAUUUUAGACCUAAAAACAUGAUGAGUCGACACCAAGUAAGGGAUUGCCCAUCCCUGUCUCUAUUACACCUGAGUAACCCCUAUGAGCUGACCAGUUAAAGCAUAUUUACACACACCAAAUGUACCAUCCAGAAAUCGAAAACAGGUCAAUGUAACUACAGCAGUAGCAACAAGCACCGGGCUUUAAGUGUAGUUCCAGUAAGGGCGCGAACUUCUGUUUGUUUUUUGUUUGAAUUCUUUGGGUGGCAAAUUGCCAAACCUGUGUCAAGGUUCUUGUGGUUUCUUGUUAGGUGAAGACCGACUUGGACAUUGUCAGUGGCCCAGCUUCAGUAACAAUUCUUCCUGGCAAAACUGCUGAGCACGUGAUAACGGUCUCACCCUGGAAACGAGGCGCUUUUACUGGAAUUGUUUCAUUUGAAUCAUCCGGGGACUCGCCUGGAGCAGCGAGGUGAAUACAUUCAAACUGAAAAAGUAGCUAAGGAAUCAUGAACAUUAAAAGACUUACUGAAUUCUGUUUCUGUGGUUUGUUGUGUAAAGUGGUAUAAUAAUAGAUCUAUUUGUUUUAAGGGUACAAGUUGAUGAGGAAGAUGAAGACGGUCAAAAUGUUCCCUUUAAAGCUCAGGAGCUCGCAUCUGAUCCACGCCAGAGGCCCUAUCGCUUAUGGUACACUAUUGAAGUUCAAGCCUCAGCACCUCCGCCUGAAAGAACCUUAGAAGUCACGUGUGCUGCACACUCCGUAGUAGCAGUAGACAUGGCGGUGACGAAUCCCACCCGCGAAAGGAUUGUUAUGGAUGUACUUAUUGAAGGGGUGGCUUUAUCUGGUGAGCCCACGGUCAUUUUGCAUCCAAGGCAACAAGUUACAUAUCACGUGACAUUUUCGCCAACCAUCAUUGGUGAACACACUGGAAGGUAGGCGGGUAUAAGUCUUAUCUCUAAAACUUUGCUCACAGAAAAAUGGAAGACUUUAGGCAACCCUCAAAGUUAAAAUUUUUGUUCAGUGGCCAUUUGGCGAUCAGCUCUUUGGGUUUAGUUGCCAGGGGAAAUUUUUAGGCGCCAAAUUAUAUUAAUAAAUUAAUAUAUCAAAAUUGUCCUUAACAAAAGCAGUUAGCAAGUUUAACUUAAAAUGUAGCACUGUCUAUAAAUUACUCGUUUACUGUGCAAGGCAUUAGUUACUGAUAGUCUGAGAAUAAGGUUUGCAGAUUCAUCUCCUUGAAUCAAUGCUGAAACGGAAUUGUAAAGACAAUUACCAUUUCCAGUUGUCUUUAGGGCCUUCAAUCAUUCUGUAUAAUCUCCAGUUGGUAUAUGAGAGCAGAACUUAACUCAUCCUCUGUUAAUGUGUUCAAAAUUUCCCAGUUGCAACUUGAUAAGCGACCUAUUUUUUUUCUGAUAUUUGUUUCGCAUAUCUUUUUAGAGAUAACGUCGCGCACUUAAAAAUACUCCGCAACGAGUUGUACUGGGAAAAAAUGUUUUUCCCAAUCAAUUGAAAUGAACCCAAACAAAAAUGCCGCUUACGAAAUAAUAAAUUUUCUUUUCCCUUUAUCAUCGCUAUAGGUGUUAAAAAAAACAUUUUUUGCAACAACCAUAAGCUGUCAGUUUUGCCAUGUUUAGUUUCGCUUACAAUCAUCGCAUUUGUUUACAAAACCGCGAUUCAACUCGCAGCACGGUUCACAUGUUACGGUUAUCACAUAAUGUUCUGUGUUGAAUUUGCACCAAUUUAGCUUUCCCUCUUCAUGUUAUUAGAUUGUUUCAGUAUUGAUUCAAAAAUAUUUAUAAUAUGUAGUCCAGUUAAAAAACCACCGAACUUGGCUAGACAAGCAUUCCUAAGAUAUCGAAGAAAUCGUCACUGUCGACAAGCAAGGUGCUUCGAUUGCGUGCCAUUUUUCACGUGUCAAAAGUUAAAAUUUCACGUGCAAGGCAACAGACUGAAGGCGAUUAGGCGAACGAAUGCAAGUCAAGUUUCAUUGAUGUUCAUUUUCAAAACGCUUAGCUCUGGGACUUUUUUAAGUUUUCAAUUUAUAAUAUAGCAUGUUUUUCAACGGAAAAGUAAAAAAGUAAUGUAAUUCAAACCAGCUAGAAUAAAUGUUCUUCAGAUUUCAGUAGAAGUGAUUACCAUUUCUGUUUCUAUACGCCACAACACGAAUCUGUUCUUCACGGUCGCCAGCUUGGCAACUAAUCUCCAAAUCAACUCGCCAGUUCCAAAAUUUUAGGCGCCAUGGCGACUAAAAUGGUCGCAACUUGGAGGGUUGUUAGGACUCUUAAAGUACUUUGCAGAUAAUACUUUUCACUCUUUUACGUUCCACUUGCAGUGUGGUUUUCCAGAAUGAAGCUGUGGGGGAAUUUUGGUAUAACCUGAUACUGAAAGCAACCACGCCUCUUCCGGUUACCCUACCCUCUAUUCACUGCGAAAUUGGCAAGUAAGUGUUAAUCAAGGUUGCGUUCGAUUGAUCGUAUUCUGGGAUAAAAUUGCACAACAGUUUUGUGGCAAAUCUCUUGUGCUGUAAUUUUUGGACCAUCGUUUCCAGCAGAUAUAUAGAGAUUGCAACGCAGUGAAUGCCAAAACAAGUGAAUUUUAGAGUAUAUUCCAUUUAUUCCCGGGCCUAUUUCGGAAUACGCCGGUCAAUCGAACAAACAAACAUCAAGUAGCUAUGAGAAUUUUUAUCAUUUGAAAAAUAUAAUGUGGUGUGUGAGGCUGUAAGUCCAAGCCUAAUCACAUCGUUCAAUGCUUGAAAAGUCAAUUUAGUCUUUUGAAACUCUUAGAAUCUCAACCGACUGAGUUCCGUUUUUUUUUUCUCAGCUCCACCUAUCAGAUGAUUCGCCUACGGAAUCCAACAGAUGAGUCACUGGUGCUUACUCCUCACUGCUCCAAUACUAAUAACUUCAGCCUUGAGCUUGACAAUUCCAAACAGAUUCUCCUGGCAGCUGGCAGUGUGUUAGAAGUGCCGCUCAAGUUUACUCCUUCAGCCAUUGGGAAUCUGCAAUCCGCGGAAGUUUCCUUCCACUGCCCUCAGGUAAAAUGUCGAUCUGCUUGAUAUCACCUUGAUGUCUUUAGCUGAAAAUACUUUUUUUGUAACAUAUCUCAAACGAGUGAUUUAACAAGAAAAACAACGUGCAAGCGUUCGAGUAGUGGCUUAACUGAGUUGGUAGCGUGCGGAAAAUCCCAUUCGCAAAAACCAAAACGCCCCGUGUUCUCCUCGCUUUGUUUUUUCUUUGAAAUACUCGUAAUUUCCAGGGUCGUUUUCGGUUUUUAAAAUGGCAGAGACAAGAAGACAAGAUAACGAGAAGACCCUCGAAAGGAGGUUGUACACUGACACUAGGUUGUAUUCGCAACCUGAUCAUUUCCCCCAACAAAGCUGGAACAGACAAAAUCAUCUGACUGAAACUGAGGAUAUUUUCUCAAUCACACUCGUGCACUUUAAGUAGCCUUUCAUUUUGUUCUGUUGGAGGUUUACUCUGCACCGGGUCGAAAGUUUUGCAUGGAAGUAUUCAAAUUUGUACGCAAAGUAACAUCAAUUCUUUUUUCGCCAUUGUAGCUUGGAAACUGGGUAUUUCACGCGCAUGGUACCGGGAUGAUGCCUGGUACUAUGGACCCUAUCAAUAUCUACUCUGAGCUUGGUGGAAAUUCUUCAGUUAUAAUUCCGUUUAGAAACCCAACCGAAAGACAAGUGGUUGUUGAUAUCAUUAUGAAGGAACGGCUCUUGUCGAGGAGUGGUGAGAUUUUCAUUGUUACUUUUGUGAUAUAUAAUAUUGUAGUAUUUACCAAAUCAGUGAAUAGCAAUUUUCGGCGUUUUGAUUGGCUCCCGUAACUCGGAAUAUCCUUGGCUAUUCACUGUUUUGCGACCGGAGCCAAGAUGGCGUGUCGUUUCAAGACAUUUUCCGAUGACGAAAUUUGAGCGAUAAGUGAAGCAGUCGUACAAACAAAUACCAAGAAAGCGACGAACUUUGGCUUCUCGGUGUUAACUGGUAGGUAGAAAAAUUAUUUUCAUGCUGAAUAUACAACAAAAUCGUAAAAAUGCAUUUGACAAAAUCCCCGAAAUCUUUGCAAAUUGUAAACAAAGUUCCUACUAAGUGACGUUUUUAAUCUACAAAAAUUUACUUUUUUUGUUUGUUGUCUAACUGAUUUGGUAAAUACUAAAACAAAAAACCCCCUCAGGGGUCGGUGAACAGCGCUAGAUAUGAACCUCGACGCUUCGCGUGUCGGUAUAAUGCCUUUUCACCUCCCCUUCGGGGCAUAGUUGUAUAAUAUCACAAGUAUAUAUAUAAAUAAAUAUAUAAGGGACUGGUCAAAAAGUAUAGGUGGGGGUGGGCCGGAGCAGAGAGGGGGUGGGUCAUGAGGUUUUGAGCCUUGCGCAAGGGGUGGGUUGUGCAAUUUUCAGCUACCCUUAGGGGGUGGGUCACCCUAUUUUAUUACAUAGAUAGGCACUAACUACUAACGAGACAGUUGACCACACUUGUUAUAUAAAACACAGCCAGCUGUGACAGACACAUCUAUACGGGCAUGAAACCCUUAGUUAAACUUUUUUUUUUGCGCUAACAAGCAUGUCCUUUAACGAUUUUACUUUUUUGUAAGGUUUUCUUUCAAAGUUUGUGGUUAGCCUCUGUCCAUCAAGCGGUUUUUUUUUAAUUUUGAAUUAUUUUCCUCAAAGGUUGUUUUUGAGGAGUUUUUUCGUAGGAUUCUCAAGGCUUCUCCUUUUUAACACUUGGAGGGUGACACGAGGUAAAUUGAGAGUGCAAGAAGGUUUCCAUUUGUUUAAAAUGUGUCUUUGCAUCAAGGAUAGAUUUUUCUUUGACUCUUGCGCCUUUGUAUACAGCCGUAUCUAAAAACGCAGUCUCAGUGUCAAAUGUUUCGGCCGUGAAUUUAAUAGUUGGGUGAUGUAAGUUUGCUUGUUCAAUGAAGGCUUCAAUGUCUGGUUUACUCAUGUCCCGUAGGGAAAAGGUAUUGUGUAUGUAGGAUUUCCACAAACUGUUGUUCUAAAGAUGGUUUUGCUUAGAGUUGUUGUUUCAAUAUACGCCUUGAAAAUGUUGGCAAAGGAAUCAAAACUGCUGUCUUUACGCCCACUGCAGUUCCAUGGUUUUGUGGGUAGCACUUUCCAUUGAUGUGGAAGAAAUUUUCUUUGAGGACUAUUCUAAGCAUUUCCGGCAAGUAAUGUGAAGGAAUGGGUUGUCUUUGUAGACAGACAAUUUCAAUAUACCCUCGUUUUGCGGUAUAUUUGUGUCAAGACUCAUAACGUCCAUCGAAACAAGAAAUGUUCGGUUUUUCACAUUUGUCUUUUCAGUGAAAGGUAUCAUGUCUGUGAUUUUGAUAUUGGUUGUAGCAGUGUAUCAACAAAUUUUGUAAAACACAGAACAAGGUUUUAUUGGAUUAUUAAGAGGAAACCAAACAUUCAUGUUUUAACAAGGGGGUGGGUCAUGGAAUUUCCAGCCUUGCUUUAGGGGUGGGUCAGUCAUUUUUGUGCCGAAGGGAAGGGGUGGGCCAUGUGCUUUUUAUCAACCACAUUUCCAAAUGCUCCGGCCCCCCCCCCUUCCUAUACUUUAUGACCAGUCCCUAAUAUAUAGUAAAUAUGCUUAUGUAUAUAAUAUUAAGCAGAAACAACAUAACACCAUAGGAUUUUUUUCAUACUGAAGUUAUGUAGCGCUUUUGAUACGUGUACGUGUAUAUGCUUUUAUUUUAUCUGUUACCUUUUAUUAAUCUUCUUUCAUUUACUUUCAGGCGGCUUGUUUAAUAUGCGUCUUGACUCGCAGCCUGAAGCCUCGGUCUUCUGCCUUCUUCUCAAACGCGCUAAAAGCAUCCCGCUGGAGCCUGGUGCGACUCUGGAUAUCCCAAUCUCCUUUGACCCAGACACCAUGCAGAUGUACGAGGCUACAGUAACAGUGACCAUUCACAAAGAAGACCCUGAGGACUCUUGGAAAGGCGAUUAUCCGAGCAUGAUGAGCACCCGUAUGGUCAAUGACCUUCACUGGAUAUUUCCGGUUCGGGGAAUCCCCGAGUCCUAUCCCAUCAAGGCGUCCCAGGCCCCUUGUGUAGAGUGUAAGGCCCGGAGCCGCGUGGAAGAGAGGGUAGAGGUGACGCUGACCGGGUUGUCCCCUAAUACCGCGGGCUCCGGCUUAGGGCGUUAUCCAAGUAUUACUCCGAUUAAUUUGCUGGGACGUCACGUGCCUGGAGAAAUGGAAUAUGGAGUUGAUUACUUGAACGUACCAGAAGAAUUUAGGUAAUUAUAUCUCUUCAUAACAAAUAUAGCAUCAUCUUGUUUAUUAACCUUUUCACUCCUAGAAAUUUUGUCGAAAAACAUCUUUUGAAGCUAGUCGAGAGGCAUCAGGCCAAAAGAGACAAAACCUGCCCAAAACGCUGUUUGUACAUCGACGUUUUCUGUCCCUAAUGCAAAAUAUCAGCUUUGAAAGUUCAGGCAUGCGCAGAAUGUGAUUUUUAUCUUUCGCGUUUCUUAUUCGUAUCCUUUCCUAUUUUUUCCCUCCUUGGACUUUUACUUGGCUUCAUUUCUUUUUGUAGGGAACUUUCUUUUGGAAAACUUGUAGGGUCGUAGAAUUACAUAAUGUAACGUAGGAGGGUAGUGGUUCAAGAUUUCCAUUGGUCAACUUAUCAUGGGUUUUAACCUUCCUUUUCCAGCCUGUUUGGCGUAAUUGUCUUUGUAACCCGUAAAAAAGUUACAAACAAAUCACAGCAUGUUAUUGUAAAAACUUGUAAGAUAGGUUAAGCCACGUACUAUCCUUAGAAAUUCACAAUUGAGAAUGGUGUCAUGCAUGAUGAUACCGAAACGUCGGCUGUUAACGUUAACAUUCGCUUGCUUAAAAUUCACAAUCUUUAUUUAUGCUUCAGAUACGAACUCAUUUUUGAAGACGCCGAAAGCCAAUCCUGUCUGGAGAGGUCAUUGGGUGUAAGUCUGUUAAGAAAGAUGAAAAAUCAAGUUUCUGGAGUAGUCAUUCUCGUGUUUAACUUCGUGUUUUCACCAUUCAAGCCAUUCAGGUAACUUCAAAAUGUUUCGGUCUUGCAUUGAAUUUUAGUCCUGUGUUAUACCAUAUCCCAUUGCUCCAAACUGAUUUUUUUUAAGUUAAUUAACUGUUAUUGAAGAAGGCUGAGUAUGAUGUGAAGAAAUAUGCAGGUCGAGGUGGAUAGCAUCCCCUGAGAUCAGCAUAAUUCUUCACAUCAUAAGAAAGCCGAAUUCAAUAUUUGCUUUACUGUUUAUUAAAAAUAUUUCUAAGUUCUUAAGAAGGUUGCCUCCUCUAUUUGCCUAUUUCUUGGCACGGUUUCAGGAAAUCCUCUCCAAAAGGUAGAUAUCAUCCAUGGAGCAAUAUGUUUUGCGUUUUCUUUUAUUUCUUCCGUUCAGUCUUCAGAAAUUCAGCUAUUUCGUCUUCGGAUAGCUUUGGAAGCAAUUUUUUGUAGUUCACUCGUGAAUAGACAACAAGGUGGCAGCUCCUGGAAAGAGGUAUUGCCCGAGCAGCCUCGUUUCCAUGCAAAUAUACCAUCGAUCAAUCUUGUUUGACAACAAAUAUACUAUGGAAUCGAUGGUAUCUUGCUCGCAUCUUCCAAAUUUGGUCAAGGUCAUUAGCCGUAAAAGAAAUGCUCAACAGCAUUGCUUCCGACGACCAACAAAAUGAUUUCGAGCCACGCCUUGCUAGAUAGACCACUUAACGUGCCAUUUUGAGCAUUCGCUCACGGCAGGUCCAACUUUUAUUUUUAAGGUGAAACAAUUUAUAGGAAUUUACUUUGAUAUAGUCAGAUCUGAAUUCAAAUUCGGAUAAACACUGUGUUACCUCAAGUGUUUUUUGAAUCACCGGACUCUAAAUGCUAUAUCAUGCUUUCAUCCAGUCACUGGUGCGAGGGGAACUGACAGGUUUUUUUCUCGUUGCUGUUCGUUUUUGCAGCCACAAGACACAGCUGAUGAUCACGGCCGCUUCUGGUGGAGUGUGGAGAUUUCCCAUCCGAGUGUUAGCUACUGAACCGGAAGUAGAAGAUGUAAUUACUAUCGAAUCUGUUGGUCUAAAUAAGGAAUCAGUUGUGGGCUUCAGGAUGAACAGUCAAAUGAGGUGGGUGUAUGGGGCGUGAUCGGAUCACGUGAUUAACGCAAAAUCUGCUGCAUUCUCUGUAUCACAGUUCCUUUAGGAGCAAGGAUUAGAGCAGUUGGUUGGUGUGUGCCUCUCGUGCAAGAAUUCCCCAGUUCAGUCCCCAGGGGGUAACCUCGUCUUUGUUUCGACUCCUUUCCUUUCCUUGUAUCUACGAGUAGCUUUGAGCAGCCUAUGAACAGCCACCCCCUCCACUCAGAAAAUUGGGGGGGGGGGGUGGUUAUACACAGGCUGUGCUUUGAGUACCUUUUAAUAUCCGUCAAAUGGGGUAAGGCGGACCGGAGGAAGAUGAGGGCACCGUCGACCUCAGGUUUGUCAGUCAGGCCCCGGUUGUUCAAACGUUGGAUAGCGCUAUCCCGCGGAUAAAUCUCUAUCCAGUCGAUAAGUAUUACGGAAAUCAAUUACGCUAUCCGCUGGAUAGUGAUUUAUCCGGUGGAUAGCGCUAUCCAACGUUUGAGCAACCGGGGCCAGAUGAUGACUUUUUCGAGCUAACGACGUAAAAUAUAAACUCUUCACGGUUACCUUUAUUAUCUUCGCCCUUUUAUAUAGUAAAUUUACUUUGCAGAAUAACAACUGUAUAGUCUACCUUUUUUUCAGGCACACCCUUCCAUUCGAGGCCUUCUUCGCUCCCAGUUCUGACACGGACUUCACAGUCACCGCAGCAUACGGGGAACUUCCUCCAUCUGGUACUGAAGGAACACUGAUCAAGGUGGCAUACAAGCCUCAAAUAUACGGCAAGACGCACAAGGCUAAACUGGUGGUUCAGGUAAGAUCUAUUAGCCUCAACUGACCCUUGUUUCCCACUCGACCCCAGAUCCUCUCAAUGCGCUGAAAAAGCACGAAAACUUUAGGGCGAUGAGUGAUGACAGAAAUGACCUUCUCCCGCCCUUUUUGUUAUCAUGCCCCACAUAUGGCUGAGUUUUUUCUAGUCUCCCAUGAUUCUUCUUGUCUACUUACAAAUGACAAAAGUUGUGCUUGGCGACUAUCUUCGUUUUGCUGAUAAAGUUCAUCAUGUUGACAAUAUCUGUGAGGCGUUUUUCGUUUGAAUUCUCAGCUAUAGGACGGGGCUAGUCGCUAAUUAUAUUAACGAGGUUAAAAACAUCAACUUUCAAUAAGUUUCCUGGCCAAAGCAUGAUCAUUUCAUUAAGUCCGCAUUUUUCUUGGUUUUCUCGCAGACAUCAGACAUGCAGUGGACGUAUGAUAUUCUAGGUACAACCGCUGACUACAAUCCGCCAAACGCGCGGGCAAGAAUCACGUCCACCAGUGCAAACUCGGCGCGCCGGAUAGUGAAGCAGAAGAAGAACUAUGUACUAGAGAACUUGAAGCUACAGAGUACAGCAGUGUCAUCCCCAUAUAAGGGAGUAAGACUUGUGUCACGCUCAGCUAGAUAA
Messenger RNA from Porites lobata, 18363 nucleotides. NCBI's taxonomy places the organism in Eukaryota, Metazoa, Cnidaria, Anthozoa, Scleractinia, Poritidae. The record is from the annotation of a GenBank genome assembly.